This is a messenger RNA of Acinonyx jubatus (cheetah), 6449 nucleotides long. It is a transcript of the gene IBTK, whose product is annotated as inhibitor of Bruton tyrosine kinase. Gene Ontology annotation, biological process: negative regulation of protein phosphorylation. Gene Ontology annotation, cellular component: nucleoplasm; cytoplasm. NCBI's taxonomy places the organism in Eukaryota, Metazoa, Chordata, Mammalia, Carnivora, Felidae. The record is from RefSeq and is a predicted model, not a curated record. Gene Ontology annotation, molecular function: protein tyrosine kinase inhibitor activity; protein kinase binding. The coding region runs from base 573 to 4199 and encodes 1208 amino acids. The transcript has 26 exons.
UUCCCCCCUGCCCCCUUCCCCGUGCCUGUAGUCGCGGCUGUGGUUGCAGUCGCCACCACAGCAUUCCGGUGCGUGGGGACCAGCCUACCCCUGGCAUCGUUCGGUUUCUCCUGUUGUCUUCACUAAGGAUGAGUCCCUGCGCUACUGUGUGUCCGUCUCGCGGAGACCACCGGCGUACUUUCAUCUAGCGACUGGUCACCCUUGCAAUUAUGGAUAUUUAAAAGGACCAGACAGUGUGGAGGGGGGAGUUCCCCUCCUCACUCCCCCUUGGUGCUUGACUCCAGGAAUAAUUUAUAAACUGUGGAAAGUUUUUUUUUUUAAUAAAGAACUUGUAUUUGAUAUAAACUUUAUAGAGCUAUUUAUAAUUUUUUGAUUAAAGUGCCAAAAUAAAUUGUAUAAAGGUAUAUAGUUUUAUACUACUACCGUGAGGGUUUAAAUUAUAAUCCUAAAAGGUCAUUUAUUCUCUAUAAAUCUUUCUGAAUAGCACUGUUUUGUCUUGGCUUUUUCAUUUUUAAAAAUUAGUCUUAACGGACUAUCUUGAACUAAAAUUAAGCAGUCUAAAAACAGUUAGGAUGAAUUCUUCCAUCCCUGACUGUACAUCAAAGUGUCGAUCCCUGAAACAUGCUUUGGAUGUCCUUUCUGUGGUAACAAAGGGGAAUGAAAACCAGAUAAAGGCCUUUCUCUCCAGUUAUUGUUACAAUGCUGCAACUAUCAAAGAUGCCUUUGGCAGAAACGCUCUCCACCUUGUUUCCUCCUGUGGAAAGAAAGGAGUAUUAGAUUGGCUUAUUGAAAAAGGAGUGGAUCUGCUGGUGAAAGACAAGGAAUCAGGAUGGACAGCUUUGCACAGAAGCAUUUUUUAUGGACAUAUUGAUUGUGUUUGGUCUCUGUUGAAGCAUGGUGUUAGUCUGUAUAUUCAAGACAAAGAAGGCUUGUCAGCUUUGGAUCUUGUAAUGAAGGAUAGACCAACUCAUGUAGUAUUCAAAACUACUGAUCCUACAGAUGUCUACACUUGGGGAGAUAAUACAAAUUUCACCCUGGGUCAUGGAAGCCAGAAUAGCAAACACCAUCCAGAAUUGGUGGAUCUGUUCUCCAGGAGUGGGGUUUAUAUCAAGCAGGUGGUGCUUUGUAAAUUUCACUCAGUAUUUCUGUCUCAGAAAGGGCAGGUUUAUACCUGUGGUCAUGGUCCUGGAGGACGUUUAGGCCAUGGAGAUGAACAGACAUGCUUGAUCCCUAGGCUUGUGGAAGGACUGAGUGGUCAUAAUUGUUCCCAGGUGGCAGCUGCAAAGGAUCAUACUGUUGUACUGACUGAAGAUGGAUGUGUUUAUACAUUUGGACUAAAUAUUUUUCAUCAAUUAGGAAUUAUUCCUCCACCUUCCAGUUGUAAUGUACCCAGACAGAUGCAGGCAAAAUAUCUGAAAGGAAGGACAGUCAUUGGAGUAGCAGCAGGCAGGUUUCAUACAGUGCUAUGGACUAGAGAAGCUGUUUACACUAUGGGACUAAAUGGUGGACAACUGGGUUAUUUGCCAGAUCCCAAUGGAGAAAAGUAUGUAACUGCUCCUCGUCAGGUCUCUGCCCUUCAUCAUAAGGAUAUCACUUUGUCUUUAGUUGCUGCAAGUGAUGGGGCCACAGUCUGUGUUACCACGAGGGGAGAUAUUUACUUACUUACAGACUAUCAGUGCAAAAAGAUGGCUUCUAAGCAACUAAACUUGAAAAAAGUUCUUGUUUCUGGGGGGCGUAUGGAAUACAAGGUUGAUCCUGAAAAUUUGAAGGAAAAUGGAGGUCAGAAAAUCUGCAUUCUUGCAAUGGAUGGAGUUGGAAGGGUAUUUUGCUGGAGAUCAGUCAGCAGUUCCCUGAAGCAGUGUCGAUGGGCCUAUCCACGCCAGGUGUUCAUUUCUGAUAUUGCUUUAAAUAGAAAAGACAUUUUAUUUGUCACACAGGAUGGAGAAGGAUUUAAAGGGAAGUGGUUUGAAGAAAAAAGAAAGAAUUCUGAAAAGAAAGCAGAGAUUUUAUCAAAUCUUCAUAAUUCCUCAUCAGAUGUGUCUUGUGUCUCUGAUAUAAAUAGUGUGUAUGAAAGAAUUCGACUUGAGAAACUUACUUUUGCCCAUAGAGCUGUUAGUGUCAGCACAGAUCCAAGUGGAUGCAACUUUGCAAUCCUGCAGUCAGAUCCUAAAACAAGCCUUUAUGAAAUUCCAGCUGUAUCUUCAUCAUCCUUUUUUGAAGAGUUUGGCAAACUGUUAAGGGAAACAGAUGAAACGGACAACAUACAUGAUGUGACAUUUCAAGUUGGCAAUAGAAUCUUCCCUGCACAUAAAUAUAUUUUGGCAGUGCAUUCUGACUUUUUUCAAAAAUUGUUUCUUUCAGAUGGGACUACUUUAGACUUUGCAGAUGUUUACCGGAAAGAUGAAGAUUCUGCAGGAUGCCAUCUCUUUGUGAUAGAGAAGGUUCAUCCUGACUUGUUUGAGUACCUUUUACAAUUUAUAUACACAGAUACUUGUGACUUUUUACUUCAUGGCUUCACACCAAGAAUAAACUUAAACAAAAAACCAGAAGAAUAUCAGGGCGCUCUGAAUUCUCAUUCAAAUAAAAUGAAUUGCCAUGAAGAUAAUCAGAAGUCCGCAUUUGAAGUUUACAGAAGUAAUCAAGCUCACACAGUUAAUGAAAAGCAGAAAAGCAAACCUAAAUCUUCCAAUAAAGGGAAAAGUAUUGGGGAAGAUGAUCCUGUAAGAAUGUUGCAAAAUGUUGCAAAGAAAUUUGGUUUCAGUAAUUUGAGUAGUAGGUUAGAUGGAGUCAGAUUUGAAAAUGGAAAAAUUAAUGUUAUUGAGAAGAAAACUGGUAACAAAUCAAAGCUAAAUCAGAAAAAAUGUUCGUUUCUAUGUGAUGUGACCAUGAAAUCAGUGGAUGGAAAGGAAUUUCCUUGUCAUAAGUGUGUUCUUUGUGCCAGACUUGAAUAUUUUCAUAGUAUGCUGAGUAGCUCAUGGAUUGAGGCUUCCACUUGUACAGCUCUGGAAAUGCCAAUACAUUCUGACAUACUGAAAGUUAUUUUGGACUACCUCUAUACUGAUGAAGCUGUGGUGAUAAAAGAAUCUCAAAAUGUGGAUUUUAUUUGUAGUGUUCUUGUGGUGGCUGAUCAGCUUCUCAUAACUCGAUUGAAAGGGAUUUGUGAAGUUGCAUUAACUGAGAAACUUACCCUUAAGAAUGCUGCUAUGUUACUGGAAUUUGCAGCAAUGUACAAUGCUGAACAAUUGAAACUGUCUUGUUUACAAUUUAUAGGACUGAAUAUGGCCGCUUUACUUGAAGCAAGGUCUCUUGAUGUUUUAAGUGAUGGUGUUUUGAAGGAUCUUUCUGUGUUUUAUAGAAAAAUGAUUCCAGCAAUGGAUAGAAGAGUCAUUACACCAUAUCAGGACGGACCAGAUAUUAGCUAUUUGGAAGUAGAAGAUGGAGAUAUCUUUUUGAAAGAAGACAUAAAUACGGAACAGAAUUAUUCGGAAAGUAUGUUCAAGAAGGCAAAAACAAGAGCAAAAAAGAAGACACGUAAGCGUUCGGAUAGUUCUGGAGGUUAUAACCUUUCUGACGUUAUUCAGAGUCCUCCAUCUACAGGAUUAUUAAAAUCUGGUAAGACCAAUUCUGUGGAAUCUCUUCCAGAACUGCUGACAUCAGAUUCUGAAGGAAGCUAUGCAGGAGUGGGUAGUCCUAGAGAUUUACACUCCCCAGAUUUCACAGCAGGAUUUCAGUCAGAUAAAAUUGAGGGGAAAAUUAAACCAUAUCUUAAUGGUACACCUCCUGCAUAUUCUAGGGAAGAUUUAAAACCAUGGGAAAAAUCACCAAUACUUAACAUAUCUGCUCCACAGACCAUUCCCAGUAACAAAAUUGAUACUACAAGCUCUUCCAGUUGGGUUGCUGGCUCUUUCAGUCCUGUCAGCCCUCCUGUCAUGGAUCUCCGAACCAUCAUGCAAAUUGAAGAAAAUAGACAAAAAUGUGGAGCUACACCAAAGACAAAUUUGGGCAAAAUGAUUUCUCAUGGAGUUAAACUUUCUCAGAAGCAACGAAAAAUGAUUGCAAUGACUACCAAAGAAAAUAAUUCAGGAACAAGUAGCAUGGAAACAGCUUUAACUGCUCCUUCAAAAACUCCGAAACCAGUGAAUGCAUGGUAUGCUUUAAGUUUUAUUAAAAUAGGCAGAGAUCUGUGUGUUACCUUUUAAGGUAGUUCUUGGCUUCUGGGUUUCCCUCCUAACUUUUCAAGUAUUUCACUCCUCUCUUUAAGUUAAAAAUUAGACCUUGGGAAAUAAUUUUUUUGUUUUGACAUAUGCACCAUGGUUUGUUCAUUUGUUCAUCAUUCUUUCUAUUAUAGAUUUCAAAAUGUUUUGUAUAGAUACAGUUUCUUCUUGGUAUUCUAAUUAGCAUGUAUUACUAAAGUAAUUUAAGGAGGGAGCCUUACAUUUUUUUCAUUUGUUGUAAGAAACAAUAUAUAGCAUAGAAAAAUUGGAUAAACAAUUUUUUACCACCUUAAUUUCUUUGUCCUUCUGUAUACAUCAUGAAUAUCUUUGCAAUGUUAAUAAUCUUGGUUUUCGUUAUCACUUGUUUAUUUUUUAAGUGUUUAUUUAUUUUGAAAGAGAAUAGAGAGAAAGAAUCCUGAGGAGGCUCCAUGCUGUCAGUGCAGAGCCUGAUGUGGGGCGCGAUCUCACAAACUGAGAUUGCGACCUGAGCCGAAAUCAAGAGUCAGACGCUUGGGGCGCCUGUGUGGCUCAGUCGGUUAAGCGUCCAACUUCGGCUCAGGUCAUGAUCUCGCGGUUCGUGAGUUCAAGCCCCGCGUCAGGCUCUGUGCUGACAGCUCAGAGCCUGGAGCCUGUUUCAGAUUCUGUGUCUCCCUCUCUCUCUCUGACCCUCCCCCUUUCAUGCUCUGUCUCUCUCUGUCUCAAAAAUAAAUAAACGUUAAAAAAAAAAAUUAAAAAAAAAAAGAGUGAGACGCUUAACCAACUGAGCCACCCAGGCACCCCUCAUUGUCACUUCUGUAAGCAGGAGUAUUUACUUGCUAUUAUAGAGAUUUUCUCCAUUACAGUUUACCUGUAAUUUGGAGAUUAAUAGGAGUAAUCUCCAAAGAGGUCAGAUAGCAGUUUUGAGGUGUAUAAAAUAGGUUGUACUUCCUGUCCCCCUUCCAUCCUCCCUUUUCUUUGUAGCCUGUCAGAACUACUUACUACAGAUCUAAAGCAUGAUCACAGAAAAGAAAGUAAAGGAAGAUGUGGGAAAACCCAGGUAAAGAAUAAAAGAGUAAAACUUGAGAGAAUGGGUUUAGUAGAAUGUUUAAAUUCAUCAGUGUUUGUGCACACCUUCUAUAUAUGAGAGUAUGGUAGACUGAUUUGGUCACCCUCUGUAGGGUUUGUGGGAUAGCUGUUAGAACAUUGAGUUGUGUUUUCCCUAAAGAAAAGUAUGGAGGGGCAGCUGGGUGGCUCAUUCACUUAAGCGUCCAGCUUAGCUCAGGUCAUGAUCUCAUGGCUUGUCAGUUGGAGCCCCAUGUCAGGCCUGUGCUGACAGCUCAGAUCCUGGAGCCUGCUUUGGAUUCUGUGUCUCCCUCUCUCUGUCCCUACCCAACUUGUUCUCUCUCUUUCUCUCUCAAAAAAUAAAUAUUAAGAAAAGUAUAGAAAAGAUAAAAAGAAAGUUCUUGGAUCAGCUCUCAAGAUACUAAAUGUCUGUAACUUGAGAGAAUUAACUAAGCACAUGAGGAAGCUUUGGGCUUAGUAAUAUAGUUUUAGCUAUGCCAUUAUUCACUUUUAUUAUUUAAAAACAAAAAGUAGGGGAGGAUCCCAGGGAAGAUGGCAGAUUAGGAGGACCGUAAGCUCACUUUGUCCCAUAAUACAACAGAUAACACGCACAUCAUUUUAAAUAACCCAGAAAAUGAUCCAUACUACCAAGAGCAAUCUAUAGAUUCAGUGCUGUCCCUAUCAAAAUAACAAGGGCAUUUUUCAUAGGACUAGAAGAAAUAAUCCUAAAAUUUGUAUGAAAUCACAAAAUAACCUGAACAGCCCAAGUGAUCUUGAGAAAGAACAAAGCUGUAAUAAUCAAAACAGGUAUGGUACUGGCACAAAAACAGACACAUAGAUCAAUGGUGUGGAAUACAGAGUCUAUAAAUAAACUCAUGCUUAUAUGGUCAAUUAAUCUUUGACAAAGGAAGCAAGAACAUAUAAUGGGAAAAGAACACAUCUCUUCAACAAAUGGUGUUGGGAAAACUGGGCCAUUUCCUUAUACCAUAUCCAAAAAUAAACUCAGAAUGCAUUAAAGACUUAAGGACAGAAACCAUAAAACUACUAGAAGGAAAUGGAGGUGGUAAGCUCUUACACAUCAGUGUGAACAACAAAAUGAAAAGGCAGCCUACUAAUUUGGAGAAGAUAAUUGCAAAUGAUAUGACUGAUCAGGGAUUAAUAUCAAAAAUACAUAAAGAAUUCCUACAACUCAAU